Molecule: messenger RNA, 2738 nt
Organism: Girardinichthys multiradiatus
Lineage: Eukaryota; Metazoa; Chordata; Actinopteri; Cyprinodontiformes; Goodeidae
Product: OX-2 membrane glycoprotein-like
Exons: 6
Coding region: 450-1424 (324 amino acids)
Molecular function (GO): cell-cell adhesion mediator activity
Source: RefSeq, a predicted model, not a curated record
UUGUACCGCUUAUUAAAAAGGUUAUAUCUGAAGCUAAAUUUACUGCAAGCAAUUUUUAUGUUAUUACACUUUCUAAAUGUAAUUUAUAACAUAAAAAUUGUAUAUAAAUAGUGUCCGUUUUGAUCAAAUGGCCGCUAGAUGUCGCAGUUUGACCACAUUUGUAACUCAUGCAGCUUCAUGAGGUCAAAAGCAAAAGUGAAAGUUUCCUUAUGAGUUUGUGUCACUGCAUGGAAAAACAGGGGAAAUCAGGAAUUAUGUGAAUAAAAUACAGAGAAAACUGCUCAAAAUAAUAGAAAUAAAUAGUAAGUUACUGUGGAGAUUUCACAAUUGCAGGUGCAAUAUAGUUUAAAUUGGUUUGUUGCUUUUAAUUCCUAUCAGGAUGCAGAAUAUUGGUUCGGUCCAUAUUCGGUUGCCGCUGAUUGUAAUAUUUUUAGCGUGAAUGUAGACCUAUGGCGUCCUAUGCAGUCCUGUGUUUUGCUGUUCUGGAGCUUCUUAACAGAGGUGAAGCAGCUGUGAUCCAAACCCAGCAGACCAUAUUAGCAGCAGUGGGAGAAGAUGCUCCUCUCAGCUGUCAGCUCCUGGAAACUAAAGAUGUCCAACAGGUCACCUGGCAGAAGGUCUUGGAGACAACAGAGAAGAACAUCUGCACCUACAGCGAGUAUUUUGGUGAAACUGUGGAUCCUGACUUUAAAGAAAAGGUUCAGUUUACAGAAGUUGGACUGCAGAAGUCCUCCAUAGUUAUCAGGAGUGUUACAGAGCAGGAUGAAGGAUGUUAUCUCUGUUUGUUCAACAUCUACCCUGAUGGAGCUUUGAUAGGGAGAACCUGUUUGAAGAUUUAUGAGCUGCAUGAACCCAUCCUUGAUGCCAGAAGAUCAAACUCUCCUGCAGAGUCAGUUGUGUCCUGUUCAGCCACAGGUCGACCUGCUCCCUCUGUAACACUGACUGUUCUCCACCAGAACCUCAGCUUCUCCCAGUACACCUCCACCAGUGUGACCAACAGCAACGGUACGGUCACCAUCACCACCACAGCUCUGCUGUCAGCUUUCAGCAGCACAGAGGUUGGAUGUUCAGUGUCAGUUCUCUCUGCUGCUCCCAGAGAGCUGCUGGUCACCGUUCCUGGACUCACAGAGACGUCUGAAGAUGUUUUUCCUAAAGGGAGAACUCAGAUCAUUACUGUCGUUGUACUCAUUGGGAUGGUCUGCAUUCUUCUUCCUGUCUUCAUAUUUCUGUGUUUCAAACAGAAAAUUCAAUACAGGGACCCUGAGAUGGAUAAAACACAAAUAAAAUCAUCACAAGACACAGAUGAGUUGAAAACACCUCUGAAAGUGGAGAAUGAGAUCAGACAGCGAACCUCCAGCCAAAAACGUCAAGAAAACAACAACUACUCAAACUCCUCAUCUUCAGUGGCUAAAAGACUUUUUUAAGGAUGAUGUUGUUGCCAUUCUGAUGAUAUUUGAAGAUCAGGUUGGUUGGAAAUACGUUAAAGGGAGUUUGUGUCUCAUCAAACCAGGAGAUUACUGUGUUCAUAGCUCCUGCUGAGAGACUUUUGAUUUUGAAAUGUUUUGCACAAUUACCGGGGGUGAAUCACAGUAAAACAGGUUAAAUAUCUAUGGUUGAUUUAAAUGUUUCCUCAAGUUUAUCUUUGCAUUUCUCUGCUGCUGAAACAAGAUAAUUAUAGAGAAAUAAUCACAAUGGUCUGACAUAAAAACAGGCCUGCUGGAUAAAUGGACCACAGUGCAAAUAGAAACAAUACAUGACACUACAAAAAGAAAAACAUGUUCUGGAGAAUUUCCAUUAGUAAUUUGACAGAUGAUCCAGCUAAUAAUUUGUUGCCCUUCUCCUUGUGCUCUUGUAUAUUACAUCAUCCACUACAACCAUUAAAAAAGAGGAUUUAGCUACAAAGAGUUGCACAAUUAUUUUAGCUUUAUUAUUAUCACUUAUUUUUAGUCUGUAUCCUGCAACGUUGCAUCUGAUACACUGACAUGUCCCCACUGCAUUAAUAAAAGAGUAUUGUAUUCUAAAAUACAAUAUUUCUUUACAGUGUAAACAAGGAUCUGGUCCAUACGGAACAUUUUUCACAGUGUAGACCAAAGAUAUGACUGUUGACUUUAGGAGGAGAACCUCCCCUUCUUAGCCCCCUAUAACCAUCAAGGGUUUAUAAGUGGAAACAGUAGAGAGCUACAAAUACCUGGGUACUAUCAUGGACCACGAAUUGAUCCGUAACCUCAACAAACUGCCAUCUGCAAUAAAGGCCUUUAGACUUAAUUUUCUCUGUACGUUGAACACUUUUAAUGUGAGCAAAACACUAAUGGUCUUAUUUAUCUUUUAGUAUUGUUUUGUGGUAUGGUAACCUUCAUAGUGCAGAACAGAGAACGAUUGAGCCAGUAUAAUUACUGGGAUACAGCAGCUCUCUGUCAGACAUCUAUGAUGGUCGAGUCCUGAAGGCACAGCCCUGAUCAGCCACUCUCAGAGGAGAUUGUGCUUCUUACCUCUGGGUGGCAUUAAGGCUCCUGAGGACCAAAACUAACAGAUAUAAAUUGUCCUUCACACCUACAAUAAUUAAAAUGAUCAAUCUGCACUAAAUACUUGAUAUACAUUUUCUGCACUGACUGUAGCAUUUCUUGUAUUGAUGAUUACUAUUGUUGUGACUGUUGUUGUAUAUCUAUGAUGUCUGUCGCCUGAACACCAAAACUAAUAAAAACGACUCUGACUUAAUUCCAGGUUAAAGGUAACAAUAA